Dama dama (fallow deer) is the source of this 2298-nucleotide messenger RNA. It is a transcript of the gene CALHM2, whose product is annotated as calcium homeostasis modulator family member 2. The transcript has 3 exons. Bases 670 to 1641 code for a protein of 323 amino acids. The record is from RefSeq and is a predicted model, not a curated record. Gene Ontology annotation, molecular function: monoatomic cation channel activity. NCBI's taxonomy places the organism in Eukaryota, Metazoa, Chordata, Mammalia, Artiodactyla, Cervidae.
GGCUCCUCUCCCCUAAUCCUGCCUGGGGCUCGGUUCUGGCUGCUUCUGUCAGUGGGGAUCAAGUAGAGCGGGUGCUCCUGAAACCAGCCUGGAGGACAGGCCCAGACCAGAAAGGCCGGGGGCCCCCUGCCUGGCUCCCAAACUGGUCCCACUGGUGUGGAGCCUCUGAAGGCAGGCGGGCCGCGGCAAAACUGACUCCUCCACUUCCUCUCCUCUCCCCGCGCCGCCCGCCCUCCGCCCGCCCCCACCGCCUGGCGCCCGCCUGCCUGGAGGCUGUUUUUCCACUGGCUGGCACGCCAUCCAUCCUGCGGGGUUCAGCCCCUUUUCUGGAGUUAAACUUUUCGGAAGACCCCAACAGCCCCAGGCCCUGCCCGUCUCUCCUGGACAGAAGAAGCAAAGGGGGAGGGAGAGGGCAUGGGCUGGUCCUCACCCAGGGUCUCUGAUGUUUUUGCGCCACUUGGAGAGCCCUGCCCCUCGGAGGCCAAAGCUACCGGUGACUGCAGCGGAUCCCAGGAAGGGGCUGGCCAUUACAGGGGAUGAAAUGGCAAGACUGUGCCCUGCCUUCCGGUGACCACUAGCCUGCAAGCUCUCGUAGUCCCACCUGGAGCCAUCACCCAGAUCUCCUCCUGCCUCCACCCUUGCCGUCAGUCCUCCAGCUGACCCACCACCAUGGCAGCCCUGAUCGCAGAGAACUUCCGCUUCCUGUCACUCUUCUUCAAGAGCAAGGAUGUGAUGAUUUUCAACGGGCUGGUAGCACUAGGCACGGUGGGCAGCCAGGAGCUGUUCACUGUGGUGGCUUUCCACUGCCCUUGCUCACCAGCCCGGAACUACCUGUAUGGGCUGGCAGCCAUUGGGGUGCCCGCCCUGGCACUCUUCCUCAUUGGCGUCAUCCUCAACAACCACACCUGGAACCUGGUUGCUGAGUGCCAGUACCGGAGGACCAAGAACUGCUCGGCUGCCCCCAACUUCCUCCUCCUAAGCUCCAUUGUGGGCCGCGCGGCUGUGGCCCCUGUCACCUGGUCUGUCAUCUCCCUGCUGCGUGGUGAGGCCUACGUCUGCGCUCUCAGUGAGUUCGUGAACCCCUAUUCGCUCACGGUUGGAGAAAGGAGCUUCCCACUAGCCCAUGCCGCAGAAAUCCUGGCCAGGUUCCCGUGUGGGGAGGGCCCUGCCAACCUGUCAGUCUUCCGGGAGGAGGUCAGCCGCAGACUCAAGUACGAGUCCCAGCUCUUCGGGUGGCUGCUUAUCGGCGUGGUGGCCAUCCUGGUGUUCCUGACCAAAUGCCUCAAGCACUACUGCUCACCACUCAGCUACCGCCAGGAGGCCUACUGGGCGCAGUACCGCGCCAACGAGGACCAGCUGUUCCAGCGCACGGCCGAGGUGCACUCGCGGGUGCUGGCUGCCAACAACGUGCGCCGCUUCUUCGGCUUUGUGGCGCUCAACAAGGAUGACGAGGAGCUGGUCGCGAAGUUCCCGGUGGAAGGCACACAGCCGCGGCCACAGUGGAACGCCAUCACUGGCGUCUAUCUGUACCGUGAGAACCAGGGCCUCCCACUCUACAGCCGCCUGCACAAGUGGGCCCAGGGUGUGCUGGGCAACGGCGUGGCCCCGGACCAUGUAGAGAUGUCCCUGCUUGCCUCCUGAGGGUCCUGUUCCCACACUCUUGGCCAAUGACAGUAUUUGGUCCCAAACUGAACCCCACUGCCUGCUCACAUCAGCAUCAGAGGGGACUUCUCUUCUCUGGCUGCGCGUGGCUUGUGGGAUCUUAGUUCUCUGACCCAGAGAUGAACCCUCGCCCUCUGCAAUGAAGGUGCAGGGUGCCAACCACUGAAUUCUCCGGAGAUUUUUUUUUUUUAACCGUGGAUUUUGGGGGAAACAGGCCAGGAGAGAAACGAACACAAACUAAAACUGGGAUAUGGAUGUGAGAGCUGGUAGACAAGGUGGGCUCUGGCAGGAAGGCCCUCAGACCUGAAGAAGUCCCCUUUCCUGUUGCCACCAGCCACUUGGUCAACGGCUUUGGAGAAAAGACCCUUUCCCAGAACUGGUCCUUCAUGAACUAUGAUGUGGAGGAUGACCUCUGACUAGAGGGACCCAGUCCCACCAGUGUGGGAAGCCCUGACCAGCAGAGUCAGGUGACGAUGAAACUCACCAGCAGGCUCUGCAUGCAGAAGGCUAUGCAGUUCAUUUGUGGAACUGCACAUGGACAUCUGGCUCGGUGUGCACAGCUGGGAAGCAGCCCUCUGGCAUAUGCCUCCAGCUUUGUUUUAUACAUAUUUUUGAUAAAGCUUUUCUUAAUAUAAA